CUGUCCUACGAGCUCAUUGAACGGAGCAAACAAGAUUUGAAUCCCGUGAACCCUCCUUCCUCGCCACGAACCCACUUCUGUCGGCUUCCUCUUGCCAGUGCCACCUCGUGACGGCAUCUCUCCGUUCAGGGCCAACUCGCGAUGCUCGUACGUCUGCCCAACGCCGCCGCUCCCCGCGAGCUAAUUGAACGAACCAAACCAGCAACGGGACCGAGUGCGCUGUUUCACCAAAUGGUUUGCUAGUUAUUUUGUUGUCCAAGCUUGAUAAGUUCUAUUAGGAGGGGGUAAAAGGCAUCUGCUGUUGGAGCAUUUGCUUGACUUAAGUUGAUUAUGGGUGAGGAGAAUGCAGUGGUCGAAGUUGCUGAGACAGCAACAAACGGGACUAGCCUGCCAGAGGAAAUGAAUAAAGCUGUGACCAAGGAGAAAGAAGUGAUUGAAGAAAAGGACAACUCCAAAUAUGAAAUGGAUGAAAAGGCUGAUGUGGCCGAGAAGAAAGAAAAUGAGGAUGAUGAGAAGGCAGAGAGUAAGGCAGCAAAGGGGUCAAAGAUAUUCCUAAUGUUGCAUUCAAGCUAUCAAGAAGAAAGACUGAUGACACUUUCAAACUACUUCAUACAAUUCUCUUUGGAAGGAGAGGGAAGGUUAUUCAGGUCAAGAAUAAUAUAUCUCAGUUUUCUGGUUUUACAGGCUACUUUUGGGAGUUCUUUACAAAGUGAUUUGGGUGUGAACACUGUUUGA
Juglans microcarpa x Juglans regia is the source of this 735-nucleotide messenger RNA. RefSeq lists its product as uncharacterized. Bases 331 to 735 code for a protein of 134 amino acids. The record is from RefSeq and is a predicted model, not a curated record. NCBI's taxonomy places the organism in Eukaryota, Viridiplantae, Streptophyta, Magnoliopsida, Fagales, Juglandaceae. The transcript has 4 exons.